UUUUAUUUUAAACAUUGUUAAUCAAAUCAAAAACAUAUAUUACAACCAUGAAUCAUCUCAGAAUGGUGUUUGGAUUUGCAAUAUUUUUCAUGAUGGUAGCAAAUCAUGUUAUUGCAGCAAAUAUUAGUGACAGUAAAAUAUCUUGCAAAACCUUAUGCAGACUUACAUGUAUUCUUUCUGCUCAACCUGUCAUCUGCAAUCAUGCUUGCACAAAAAGAUGCACAAUUCCUAGAAUUUAUCAAGCUAUGACUCAUAACACUAGUUGUUAUGAGAACUGCGCCAAUGUCAACACAGAUGAAAAGAAAAUGGAAAGCUGCUUCGACGAUUGUACAACCAAAUAUUACAAGUCAAAAAGGAGUAUUGUAAAUUAAAGCUAGUAAUAUUUAAUUUGCAUCAUCCAGCCAACUUCAUGGAUAUAAUGUUAUGAUGAACUAUAUUUGUUUCUAAUGAAAUGACUUUACUUUUUGAUA
Lycium barbarum (goji berry) is the source of this 470-nucleotide messenger RNA. RefSeq lists its product as uncharacterized. The transcript has 2 exons. The coding region runs from base 48 to 371 and encodes 107 amino acids. Lineage: Eukaryota; Viridiplantae; Streptophyta; Magnoliopsida; Solanales; Solanaceae. The record is from RefSeq and is a predicted model, not a curated record.